This is a messenger RNA of Acanthosepion pharaonis, 1194 nucleotides long. NCBI's taxonomy places the organism in Eukaryota, Metazoa, Mollusca, Cephalopoda, Sepiida, Sepiidae. The record is from the annotation of a GenBank genome assembly.
AUGGGCUUUAACCUUUACUUUAAUUUAACUGUUUCUCUCUCUUUCUCUCUCGCUUUCUCUCUCUCUCUCUCUCUACCAUUUGCCUUCUCUCUAUUACUUAAGUUUUGUGUUUCAAAUACACGUACCAAGAAUUUUUUUUUCUUUUUUCCUUUAUUUUUCUUUUUCCUUUAUAUUUUCUCUUCUUUUUCCUUUGUUUUUUCUUUUUCCUUUCAUUUUUCUUCUUUUCUCUUUUUCUUCUUUUUCUCUUUUUCUUCUUUUUCUCUUUUUUUUUUUCUUCUUCUUUUUUUUUUUUUCUUCUUCUUUUUCUCUUUUUCUUCUUCUUUUUUUCUUCUUCUUUUCCUCUUUUUCAUCUUCUUUUCCUCUUUUUCAUCUUUUCCUCUUUUUCAUCUUUUUUCUUUUUUCUUUUUCUCUUUUUUCUUCUUUUCUCUUUUUUCUUCUUCUUUUCCUCUUUUUCUUCUUUUCCUCUUUUUUCUUCUUCUUUUCCUCUUUUUCAUCUUUUCCUCUUUUUCUUCUUCAUCUUUUCCUCUUUUUCUUCAUCUUUUCCUCUUUUUCUUUUCUUCUUUUCCUCUUCUUUUCAUCUUUUUCUUUUCCUCUUUUCAUCUUCUUUUCCUCUUCAUCUUUUUCUUUUCUCUUUUUUCUUCUUCUUUUCUUCUCUUUUUUCUUCUUUUCCUCCUUUUCUUUUUCUUCUUCUUCUUUUCCUCCUUUUCUUCUUCUUCUUCUUUUCCUCCUUUUCUUCUUCUUCUUCUUUUCCUCCUUUUCUUCUUCUUUUCCUCCUUUUCUUCUUCUUCUUCUUUUCCUCCUUUUCUUCUUCUUCUUCUUUUCCUCUUUUUUCUUCUUCUUUUCCUCUUUUUUCUUCUUCUUAGCCUCUGUUUUAAUACCCCCCCCGCCUACUUGAAAUUCAAGCGAAUCGCAUUCACUGGUACCUGUCUGAUUGGAAACGAACGGCUUGUCAUUUUGAAAGUCUCUCUCACUGCUCCCUCUCUCAGUUUUGAAAGUCUCUCUCACUGCUCCUCUCUCAGUUUUGAAAAGUCUCUCUCCUGCUCCCUCUCUCAUUUUGAGUCUCUCUCACUGCUCCCUCUCUCAGUUUUGAAAGUCUCUCUCUCACUGCUCCCUCUCUCAGUUUUGAAAGUCUCUCUCACUGCUCCCUCUCUCAGUUUUGAAAGUCUCUCUCACUGCUCCCUCUCUCAGUUUUGA